CUUGAUUUAUGCUAUCAUAAUAUUUAUCUUUCACUUAUCACUGUUUGAUUGACAACAUACUGUGAGUGGCGAGUGUUUGUGAUCAGACGGCGAGAUUCCGAGUUGAUAUCAUCAUUCGUUAAUAAGAUCUCGACAACUCAAGAUAUCUAUAAAUAUUGGUUAGCUUCACUCGGCUACCGAAUAGAUUAUUGUGUAUAAAUUGAUAGGUGUUAAACAUUUUAUUUUUCAUUUCAAGUUUGUUGGAGAAUACAUCACAUUUUGCGUCAUGAGUUUCCAAAACAAAGUGGUGUUAGUGACUGGUGGUAGCUCUGGAAUUGGAGCAGCCAUUGCUAUCAAGUUUGCUGAAGAAGGUGCGAAAGUUGCAAUAGUGGGAAGAAACAAGGAGAAACUGAAUGACGUCGCGAAAAAAUGUGGCAAUCCUUUAGUGAUACAAGCUGAUGUUACCAAAGAUGUAGACGUUAAAAGGAUUGUCAAUGAAACGGUGAAGAGUUAUGGUCAAAUUGAUGUUCUUGUAAACAACGCUGGUAUUGUGCAAAUAGCUAGCAUCGAAGCGGAGAACGCUAUAGAAGUGUUUGACAAAGUAAUGUCGACUAACUUGCGCUCAGUGGUUUACUUAACCAACCUUGCGGUUCCUUACCUGAAGAAGACUAAAGGUAACAUAAUCAAUAUAUCAAGUAUUGCUGGGAUUCGUGUACUUUCCAAGGAAGGAUUUUGUUACGACACAUCCAAAGCAGCUUUGGAUCACUUCACUAGAUCCAUAGCUCUUGAACUAGCUUCCAGUGGCGUUCGUGUCAAUGUUAUCAAUCCAGGACCCGUUAAGACUGAUAUUAUCUCAAAUAUGGGUACACCAAAAGAAAUGGAAGAUGUUAUUUUGAAAAACAUGCAAAGUAUGACGGCUUUGGGAAGGAUUUCUGGUCCUGAAGAGAUAGCACAUCUUGCUCUGUUUCUAGCAAGUGACAAGGCUGAUGCCAUUACUGGUUCAUCUUUUGUGAGUGACAAUGGAAUGUUACUGAAAGCAGGAGUUUUGACUUUCUAAAUAUCU
Molecule: messenger RNA, 1042 nt
Organism: Spodoptera exigua (beet armyworm)
Lineage: Eukaryota; Metazoa; Arthropoda; Insecta; Lepidoptera; Noctuidae
Source: the annotation of a GenBank genome assembly